UUACUAAUUACAAUAAUACACCAACACGCCGCCGCCGUUUCUCGUCUCCGCCUCCCCAGCUCCCCUGACCUCAUCCGGGUCCGGCGGGAGUCGCUGGUCAGAUGCGGCGUGCGGGUCUUUUCUCAACGGCGGGGCUGAGAGGCUGUACAGGAUUAGAUGUGGAAGCCAUGGCGGUUACCGGGCGCAAUUCGUAUCCGCCAUCUCAGGAGAGAAGCCAAGUUUGGAGGCCGAGGUUUUGCCAAUGAUGCCCCGAAGCUGAACUCCGACAACGGGAGCUUGUUCAGAAGUGGAAGCAGCCACGUUGGGGAGAACCGCAAUCCAGUCUUUGCAGGCGCUCCGGAGGAAGCUGGGUCUGAUUUUGUGCAGAAAACUGGAGGAAAGUCCAAACCCGAGGCCCAUUCUGCAGUAAAAUCAUGCUCUGGUAUUGGGAGUCUGAUUAUAUCAAAGUGCGCUCACAUAUUUGAGAGUAGAAGGGACACCUUUGAUGGGAAGUGCAGCUUGCAAGAUGUUCUUAAGCCUGGUUUGUGGCUCUCACCGGAGACCCUUCGCCGGUUCUGGCGCGUCUCUGAGCUGAAGCCUGAGGAUUAUCUUGACAUAUUGAUUGGUUUUGGGUCUAGCUCGGGACAAGUGAGGAACGCGAGGUUUUUAUGGAAUUUGUACAGGUGGGCCUCACAGCAAAGCAAGGAGUUCCAACAUCUGCCAAGGUCAAAUGAGACCAUGGUAGCCAUACUUGUGGAUGCUCAUAUGCUCAGUCAGGCUGAAUCACUACUGCUCUCAUUGGAUGAUCAUAUGGCUCUGGCCGUUUCAAGUGAACUAUUCAGUCGGAUUAUCCAGGCGUAUUCAGAAGCAUGCAACCUCGAGAAAUCAGUUGCACUUUACGAUUAUGCAAGGUGUAAGUGUUUGAUUCCUUCAGUUUCAUGCUACCAAGUACUUCUUCAUUUUCUGAUCAGAAAGAGAAAGGAUGAAUUGAUUUUAAGAGUAUAUUUGGACAUGCUUCAAGCUGGGUUCGGUUCUUGCACCAAAGGAGACAUUCUUGAUUCUGUUUUCAUUGCUUUAAUCAAGAAAGACAAUUUUUUGGAAGCUCUUGCUAUACUUCGGCAAAUAAAGAGUUUGGGUCUUAAAUUAAGCAAGGGAUCCUUAUCAAUUAUUGUAGAAGAAUUUAACAAGAAAAAGGACAUUGGGGAUAUGAUGAACUUUUUGGAAGAGUGGAGGUGUUUACCUGAGUUGCGUCUUUGCAACAGAAUCCUUGCGUCUUCAUGCACAAAUCUCGGUACUGAUCAGGCAUGGUUGGUCUUCCAAAGAUUGGAGGCAUUAGGGUUUUCUCCAGAUGCUACUACUUUUGGAAUUUUCAUAUUUCAUAGCUGUAGAGAAAUGAAACUUAUAUCUGCAUUCGUAUAUUUAUCAGAGUGCUUUUCUAGACAUAUUAAACCUAGGGUGUGUGCUUAUAAUGCUAUUUUAGGUGGCGUUUUCAGGGAGGGACUGUACAGACAUGCAAAGUAUGUCUUUGAAGAUAUGGUUGAAAGAAAAGUAACGCCUAAUCUUUCAACAUAUAAGAUAAUUCUGGCAGGAUAUUGCUGGUAUAGACAGUUUGAUGAUAUUGAACAAGUCUUGAGGGAUAUGAAAACCAAUGGUGUAAAUGAUCUUCCUUCUGGAAACUGUGCACUCUCUAAGACCUUAUCAUUCUUGGGGCUAGAUUACCUAGGAGUGAAAAUUAAGAGAGAUAAUGCCACUGGUUUCCCGAAAGCUGAGUUUUUUGAUUCGGUUGGCAACGGUCUUUAUUUGGACACUGACUCAAAAAAGUUUGAGAUUUCACUGGCACAGAUUUUGGAUACUGCACUUCAACCAGAUGUUAACUCAGAGCUAGUCAGUGCAUCUCAGCAAGGCAAUGUUGCAAAUGCUCUUCUUGUGAAAGAUGAAGCUUUUCAAUGGGGAUAUGCCAUUUCACCAGCUAGCUGUUCAGAAUUAUUCAAGGCCUUAUGUGUGAGCCCUGCAUUUGUAAUAGAUGCCAUUGACCUUAUGGAGGAGAUGCCAGAUAUAUUUGACAAGUUUGGUGCUCAAAGCCUUAAUUUAUUUAUCCAAACCUUGAGUAGGAAUGGGAUGCCAGCUCAUGCAAGACUGGUUUUUAAAAAAAUGGUCAGAGAAGGCUUGUCAAUCAGUCAAGAUACAUAUACUUAUUUGAUGAUAGGCUUCUGCAAAGAAAGAAACAUAGCAGGGUUUUGGGAAUGUUGGAAUCUUGCAACAAAUUAUAGUUGGUCACCUGAUAGCAAGGAUAUGAUGGCCCUCACCAGUUGCUUGUGCAAAUGGGGAGUAAUUGAGGAAGCCCUGAAGCUUAUGAACCAAUUAUUUGACUGUUAUCCGGAUCUAUUUUUCAGUGCAUAUUAUGCACUUCUCGAAGAAUUGUGCAGGACAGGGUUGACCAGUGUUGGAUGUGCAAUGUUGGAGGCUCUCAAAGAAAAGGGAAUGGUUGUGGAUAGCUCAAUGCUCUUUUGUGUGAUGGAGGGCUUCCUAAAGGAGCAUAAGACUGCUGAAUCAAUUGGAAUGUAUGACAUGUGGCUUUACAAAUGCAAAGAACUAGAUACAUUUACUUUCCGUUCUAUAUUGCCUUCAGUGCCAUUGCUUGAUAUGGACCGAGCCAAGAACUUGGUUGAAUCUGUACUGAACAUGGAAUUUACUGAAUUCUCAUAUUGCAGUUGCAUUUUGAAGGAAUUAGUGCAAACAGGAAAUAUGAAGCGGGUAAUGCAAGUCUUGCAAGAAUCAAUUCCUUGGAAGCUCAGUGGCACCUUGUUAAAUUCCUUAAUUCAAGCAUAUGGUUGUCUAAAAAAUUGGAGAAUGUUAGAUGCAGUUCUUUGCAUGAUGCUGAAGAUGCAUGCCAACCUUUCUAUAUCUAGCUAUCGCUUCCUUGUCUGUAGAAUGUGUGAGCAAAGUCGGUUUUCUAGUGCAUCAAGCCUUAGGACACUGUUCCAACAUAGUGACAAGUCAAGAAAGCUAAUUUCAUGUAAUAUUCUAAUAUUUUAUCUUUUUCAGAGAAGGAACACCUCACAGGUUCAUGAUUUAUUGAAGGACAUGGAAUGUAAUGGUAUUUCUCCAGACAGAAUGACCUAUGACUUCCUUGUCUAUGGAUUUCACAAGUCUGGAGAUGCCAAUAGUUCAGUUAGCAUGCUUGAUGCCUGUAUUGCUCAGGGAAUACAACCAAGCAACCGCAGUCUCAGAAUAGUGUUGAGUCAUCACUGCAAGCUAGGAAACCUUGACAAAUCACAAGCAUUAUUUCACUUGAUUGAGAGCAGUGGAUGGAAGCAUGGUUCUAUCAUUAGGACCAUCCUCACUUCAUGUCUUCUUUCAUCUGGGAGACAUUUGGAAGCAAAAUUAUGUCUGAACAACCUGAGCAAAAGUGAGUUUAUUGGAUCGUACACCAAUUUUGAUGACCUCGUCAAGAAAUUCUGCGUACUAGGAGACUUGAAAACGGCUCUUAAACUGCUAGAUACAAUGUUAAAGAAAGGCAAACUACCUAGUGAAGUCAGUUACAGUUCUAUUAUAUACAGACUGUUUAUAUUAAAAGAAUUUGAUCAGGCACUUGAUUUUCUCGUGGAAAUGCAAUUUGCAAGCCUAACACCAAGUGAGACCUCCGUUGAUGCACUUGUACAUGGCCUUUGUGCCACAGGAAGAACUUGUGAUGCUAUGAAGAUUUUGCAAAUGCUAAUCACCUUGGGAUCUGUACCAUCCUAUGGCAUGUAUAGAGUUGUUCUUGAUAGCUAUUGCAGAAGUAAUAAUCUACAGAAGGCUACGGCACUUCUGCAUGACAUGCAACAAGCAGGGCAAGUACCCAACUUUGAGAUGCAAUGGUCUAUUAUAAGCAAUUUCAGCAGUACCAAUGAGAAAGCUGAAGGACAUGGAGAGCCCAUUUUGCCAAACCUUUUCCUUAAUCCCCCAUAAUGGUCAUAAUUUGACAUGUGGUUUUCAGAAAACGGUGAACUGAUGAGUAUUGUCAAGUUGAACCCUGUGGAACUGACAACACACAGUGAAACCAAGCUUAUGCAACACUGCAACUCUAAUGUGCUACUUGGGGAAUGAAGGUUCACACAAGCGUCAACUUCCAAGCAAGAAGGCCUAGGUGAU
Panicum virgatum (switchgrass) is the source of this 4113-nucleotide messenger RNA. RefSeq names its product pentatricopeptide repeat-containing protein At5g15280, mitochondrial-like. The transcript is spliced from 2 exons. Gene Ontology annotation, molecular function: protein binding; ribonuclease P activity. Bases 157 to 3930 code for a protein of 1257 amino acids. NCBI's taxonomy places the organism in Eukaryota, Viridiplantae, Streptophyta, Magnoliopsida, Poales, Poaceae. Gene Ontology annotation, biological process: tRNA 5'-leader removal. The record is from RefSeq and is a predicted model, not a curated record.